Molecule: messenger RNA, 942 nt
Organism: Neurospora hispaniola
Lineage: Eukaryota; Fungi; Ascomycota; Sordariomycetes; Sordariales; Sordariaceae
Exons: 3
Coding region: 1-942 (313 amino acids)
Source: RefSeq, a predicted model, not a curated record
AUGGCAUCGCCUGCAGCUCCGAAGAAGGAGCAAAGCUCAAACAAUGGGUGUAUUCUGACAAUUCUUCAAGCAGAUUCCCUCAACUGCUAUCUUGCCGAAGGUACCCAAGACCUAAAGGUACCCAGCCGGCGCGACUUGUUUGAAAUCAGACACGCCUGGAGCUUGAGCGUUCGCAACGAGCUUGAGCGCGAACUCGAGAUUGAGCGCGAGCACCGCCACAACUACGAACAGAGAUCCAGAGUAGAGAAUGACCAACAAGAGCUCAAGUUAGUGAACGGACAGCGCCGCAAGCGCGAAGACGACAGCGAGGAGGACGAAGCCACCGCGGAGCGAUUCGCCAAGCGCCGCAACAUUGACGUGGACUCGGAGGAGCGCCCGUCGCAGCCACUUUCAACCUCGCACCAGUCCCACCCGCCUUCCCAGACGACUGCCCGACCCGUCUACCCGCACAAGUUCGCCCUCACCGACAACGGCCCUUGGUACGAGUCCAUCUACAAUGAGGUCUACAAGAAAGUCUACAGCGAGAUCUACGACGAGGCCUACUCCAAGGCGUACAACCUAGCUUACAACGAUGCCUUCAAGGACGGCUACGACAAUGGCAUCUCUGACGGUUGCCAUGAUGGGAGCAACACGGGAUAUAUGGACGGAUUCCGCCAUGGAUACAAGAAGUCGUAUCGAGUCUUGUAUGCAGAGGCAAUGGAUGAGAUGAGCAGCGACGGCGAUUACGAGGAUGAGUCAGGAGAGUCGACUGUUAGUGACGAGAAGGAGGAGUCUGAGAUUUCUGAGACUUCUGAGACUUCGGAGAACGAGGAUUGUACGCGUGAAUGGAACGAAGGCAUGUGGCACCAUUUCCGACUUGGGAUACCGAACAGAACUCGUAUCAAGACUGAGGAUGAAUGGAAACGGAAACGAACUUCUCAAAGAAGGAUCCGUGUCAAUUGA